AGUGAAGCGGGCCAAGCAAGCGAAUCUAUCCCUGCCGAUAGAACAGCCUGGGCAAACAUUCUGCACUUCAAAGGCAUUUUCCAUAGAUCGAAUUAAUUGAAACUGAAAUGCGCUUCGGCCUCUAAUGACUUUCGAAAGUAUUUAAAACGGCAGCCCGAAACCAGCUCGCAGCUCGCUUAAUUUCUUUUGGCCAAAAACUUUGCCAAGUGCCAAAGCAGAUAAAAAAAAACAAAAACAAUAACAAAAAUAAAUUACAAAUUACAAAUUACAGCGCAACCGAAGCUCUGUCUAAAUGGGCUUGGAAUUUGGCAGCUGUGUGAGACAAAUUGAAUCAAUUUUUGCAAAUAUGCAGGACAUGGAAUAAGCAAAUGAAACUCUUCAAAGACAACGCUACCGAAGGGCAUCAAUAAAUAAAUGUGCAUAUACUUGAACAUAAUUUGUUCAGUAUAAGAACAACAAAAAGCGAAUAAGAGAAAAAAAAAAACACACACACACAUACACAAGCAAUCAAAUUCUAUUUUCAAAUUGAAUUUUAAAUGCACUCACACACGAGGCAGUAAAGACGCUUGACUGCUUGGACGAGCGGAAGAGUGGGGCAAACGAGUGCGGGCUGAAAGGACAUAACGACAAUAUUUGCCAUCAAAAUCGAAAUCGAAGUAGUGACAAGGCAGCUACUUGUUAGCCAAACAAAGUAAUCAAAACUUGCCGAGCAGCAGCAAAGCAGCAGGAUCCGGGCAAUGCGAAUGCCGUAAACAAGUUCAGGAAAUAUAUGGAAAAAAAAAAAAUAAAAUAAACGGAAACGCAGCUUUCGAUAGCCAACAUCAAACAAACAUUGCCGGAAAAAGGGCCAAACAACAGGGGCACAAAAAACACACACACAUACACACAGAGAGAGAGAGAGAGAGGGAGAGCGAGAGAGUGAGACAGUGAGAAAUAAAUAUAAAACAAUUGUGGCACGAGUAACAAUCAUAGCAACAAUCAAUCAGAGUCCGAAUCGUAUAAAGAUUUCGUACCUGCAUCUAAAACCAAAGCGCAAACAAUACAAACAGAAAUUCCUGUGGCGUUGACAAGUUAAAUAGUCAAGGUCAACGGCCUUCCGCCAUUCGGAGAUGCCACAAAUGUGGGCAACCAGCCGUUGCUUACAAACACCGUGCCGUGCCGCAGACAGAGGCUGAGAGACGCGCCGCACUCUCCAAUACACGGCCAGCGCCGAGUCUUGAUUUCCGGCCAAGCAACAAACCUUCACCCCCCCCGCCACACAAACACACACACACACACACACACACAGACACCGACACACACAAGUGCACAACCCCUUGCCGCAAAGAACAUUUUUUGAUAAAUGGCAGCUAGAGUAAAAAAAUUUGUGGCAAGCCAAAAGUAAAAGUUUUCGCUUGCUUGCAAAAUUGAAAGGCAAGCAAAAGGUGGCGCAGAUAAGGGCCAGCAACAAUAAAAACAACAACAACAACAACAAUAACAACCGUCCCAUCAGGAACAGAAGUGGCAUUAGCAAGCGUCAGCCUCGACUUUGAUAACAACAGCAACAGCCACAAAAAAAAAAACAACAAACAAGAGGCAAAAAAGUAAGAAAAUAAAAAAACAAUUGCCGUUGAAAAUUGUUUUCGUUGUCGUUCCGUUCGUCACCCUGUCUCCGACUCCGACACCCUGUUCCCCGUCCGUGGCUUGAUUCUGGUGGAUUCUGGUUAUUGAUUCACUGUGGCAACCGCCACCCGCCACACGCCGCCCGCCGCCCGCCGCCCGCCUACCGUCGCCACCGUCACCGCCUGAUCGAUGCGCCAUAUGUCUGCCUAACGGACGGUGCCACUUUGCCAGUUGGCCGCAUGCCACAGGUUGAUGCUGAGGUUGGCGCUUGAGUUUGAGUGCACCGAGCUUUGCGUUUGAGAGUUUGAGUAAUUGUGACGUCACAACGUGAUAGACACUGAUAGCGACUGACGAAUGCCAAUCGAAACGGGCUCUUUGAAUAAAUGAAUGCCCUCAAUUGGCUUUUAACUGCAAACAGAGCAGAGAACGCAGCUGCCCAAGUUGGCAGCAGCAGCAGCAGCAGCAGCCGGAGAGCCAUUCCCAAAUUGAUACACUCAACUAACGAAAUGCGUCUGAUUGUGGCCAUUAGGAGAAUGGGUGCCCAACGGACGCACACAUCAGGCACAGCCAGUGCCGCCGCCAUCACGUGUUGGCUGGCCUAUGCCCUGGGAUUUCUAAUUUUGCUGCCAGCCUGCUCAGCUGGACCGCACGAGAAGCGUUUGCUGCACGCUCUGCUGGACAACUACAACAGCUUGGAGCGGCCCGUGGUCAACGAAUCCGAUCCAUUGCAAUUGAGUUUCGGUCUAACACUAAUGCAAAUCAUCGAUGUGGAUGAAAAGAAUCAGUUGCUCAUCACGAACAUUUGGCUUAAAUUGGAAUGGAACGACAUGAAUCUGCGCUGGAACUCCAGUGAAUUUGGGGGUGUGCGCGAUUUACGUAUACCGCCCCAUCGCUUGUGGAAACCGGACGUGCUCAUGUACAAUAGCGCGGACGAGGGCUUUGACGGCACCUAUGCCACCAAUGUGGUUGUGCGGAACAAUGGCAGCUGCCUGUACGUGCCGCCCGGCAUCUUCAAGUCGACGUGCAAAAUCGACAUUACCUGGUUCCCCUUCGACGAUCAGCGCUGUGAGAUGAAGUUCGGCUCCUGGACCUACGACGGUUUUCAGCUGGAUCUACAAUUACAGGAUGAAGCGGGCGGCGACAUCUCCAGUUUCAUAACGAAUGGCGAAUGGGACUUGUUAGGUGUGCCCGGUAAACGUAAUGAAAUCUACUAUAAUUGCUGCCCAGAACCUUAUAUUGACAUAACAUUCGCCAUUUUGAUACGACGGAAAACUUUAUACUAUUUUUUCAAUUUGAUUGUGCCGUGCGUAUUGAUCGCAUCGAUGGCACUGCUAGGGUUUACACUGCCACCAGAUUCUGGUGAGAAGCUCUCGCUUGGAGUUACUAUUUUACUAUCGCUCACAGUCUUCCUGAACAUGGUAGCGGAAACGAUGCCAGCGACAUCCGAUGCCGUGCCGCUGCUGGGAACUUAUUUCAAUUGCAUUAUGUUUAUGGUGGCCUCUUCAGUUGUGUCAACCAUACUUAUCCUCAAUUAUCAUCAUAGAAAUCCAGAUACGCAUGAAAUGAGUGAAUGGAUAAGAGUAAUAUUCCUUUAUUGGUUACCUUGCAUAUUGCGCAUGCAAAGACCCGGACAGGUUGGCUACGAAUGCCCGCCGCCGCCCUCGUCGUCGGGCUCCUCGAAUGCUGGUGACAAAAAGCAACAGAUACAAAACGUUGAGCUUAAGGAAAGAUCCUCGAAAUCGCUGCUCGCCAACGUUCUCGACAUAGACGACGACUUUCGUUGCAAUCAUCGUUGCGCCAGUGCCACAUUGCCCCAUCAGCCCACGUACUACAGGACAAUGUUCAGGCAAGGCGACGAUGGCAGCGUGGGUCCGGUGGGUCCUGUGGGACCUGUCGCCGCCGUCGCCGAUUCCCGAAUGCACGAGGCCAUUUCGCACACUUGCCUCAGCUCCUCGGCGGAGUAUGAGCUGGCGCUGAUACUCAAGGAGCUGCGCUGGAUAACCGAUCAGCUGAAAAAGGAGGACGAGACUGGCGACAUAACGCGCGAUUGGAAAUUUGCGGCAAUGGUCGUGGAUCGUUUGUGCCUUAUUAUUUUCACGCUUUUCACAAUUAUAGCCACUCUGGCUGUAUUGUUUUCGGCACCACACUUCAUUUUCCCAUAAAUGCUUCAUAAAACUCUGACGGUCUGCGUAAUUCUUCAGUUAGAUACAAGUCGUACAAAUAUUGUUUCUACUUUUGUAAAAUAUUUAAGAAAAUACAAAAAAGAUAAUAACUAAAAACAAAAACUAUGUAAAGAAUACAUAAACAAAUGAAUGCUUUUCAAAUUACGAUUCCUUUGAAUUC
This is a messenger RNA of Drosophila montana, 3945 nucleotides long. RefSeq names its product neuronal acetylcholine receptor subunit alpha-7-like. The record is from RefSeq and is a predicted model, not a curated record. Gene Ontology annotation, molecular function: acetylcholine-gated monoatomic cation-selective channel activity; transmembrane signaling receptor activity. Gene Ontology annotation, cellular component: synapse; postsynaptic membrane; plasma membrane. NCBI's taxonomy places the organism in Eukaryota, Metazoa, Arthropoda, Insecta, Diptera, Drosophilidae. The transcript is spliced from 16 exons. Bases 1986 to 3764 code for a protein of 592 amino acids. Gene Ontology annotation, biological process: monoatomic ion transmembrane transport; regulation of membrane potential; chemical synaptic transmission.